Messenger RNA from Hemiscyllium ocellatum (epaulette shark), 5954 nucleotides. It is a transcript of the gene parvb, whose product is annotated as parvin, beta. The record is from RefSeq and is a predicted model, not a curated record. Gene Ontology annotation, molecular function: actin binding. Gene Ontology annotation, cellular component: lamellipodium; cytoplasm; focal adhesion. Gene Ontology annotation, biological process: lamellipodium assembly; establishment or maintenance of cell polarity; actin cytoskeleton organization. The coding region runs from base 290 to 1390 and encodes 366 amino acids. The transcript has 13 exons. NCBI's taxonomy places the organism in Eukaryota, Metazoa, Chordata, Chondrichthyes, Orectolobiformes, Hemiscylliidae.
UUCCCGGCAGAGAGGGCGCUGUUUUGGGAGUGUGGCCGUGCGAGGGGGAAGUGGUUAGCACCAUCCCGUCAGAGGGGGAGCUGUUUUGGGAGUGUCGCCGUGCGAGGGGGAAGCGGCGGUUAGCAUCAUCCCGUCAGAGGGGGAGCUGUUUUGGGAGUGUGGCCGUGCGAGGUUGUGGGUGUAGGGGCGAGGUGGCGGUUAGCCACAUCCUGAGGCUGCGGCUCCUACAGAUGAACCGCAGUACUGUACUGUACUGUAGUGGCGACGUCAGUGAGUAGCGGCUGGAGAAAUGGCUACCACACCGAUCAGGUCACAGAGUGUGCAGCAAGCCGGCAGGAUGAAGAAGGACGAGUCUUUCUUGGGAAAGCUAGGAGGAACCUUGGUGAGGAAGAAGAAGGCCAGAGAAGUGAGUGACUUACAGGAAGAAGGUAAAAAUGCUAUCAAUGCUCCAUUGUCUCCAACACCUACUGACAUUCAUCCAGAGGACACAAUGCUAGAAGAGAAUGAAGAAAGAACAAUGAUUGAACCACAUUCCAAGGAAGAGGCCAAAUUCAAAGAACUUGUAAAGGUUCUCAUUGACUGGAUUAAUGAUGUACUUGUAGAAGAAAGAAUAAUAGUGAAAACUCUUGAAGAAGAUUUGUAUGAUGGACAGGUUUUGCAGAAGUUGCUAGAGAAACUUGGAAAUCGUAAACUUAAUGUUGCAGAAGUGACACAGUCAGAAAUAGGGCAGAAGCAGAAACUUCAGACUGUCUUGGAAUCUGUAAAUGACCUGCUUCGACCUCAAGGCUGGGCUAUAAAAUGGAGUGUUGAUUCGAUCCACACAAAAAACAUGGUGGCUAUUCUUCACCUUCUCGUGGCUUUAGCCAUGCAUUUCCGAGCGCCUAUCAGAUUGCCAGAGCAUGUCUCCGUGCAGGUGGUGGUUGUACGGAAGCGGGAGGGCAUACUUCAAACAUCGCACGUUACAGAGGAAUUUACCAGCACAACAGAGAUGAUGAUGGGGAGAUUCGAGCGGGAUGCAUUCGAUACAUUGUUUGACCAUGCACCUGAUAAGCUCAAUGUUGUUAAGAAGUCGCUUAUCACAUUUGUGAAUAAACAUCUAAACAAACUUAACUUGGAGGUGACAGAACUGGAGACACAGUUUGCAGAUGGUGUAUACUUGGUGUUGCUUAUGGGACUUCUUGAAGAUUACUUUGUUCCUCUCUACAACUUCUAUCUGACACCAGAAAGUUUUGAACAGAAGGCUCACAAUGUAGCAUUUUCCUUUGAGCUUAUGCAGGAUGGCGGACUUAAGAAACCAAAGGCUCGCCCAGAAGAUAUUGUAAACCUGGACUUGAAGUCCACGCUGAGAGUGCUUUACAAUCUAUUCACAAAAUACAAGAAUGUGGAGUAAUUGUUGGAAUAAUCAAGACAUUCUGGGAGAAACAUCACUGAGCAGUUACCAGGAAUGCCUCCCAUAUACCUGUGCCUUGCCAAGUUGACAUCGCAGUAUUAGUUUGUUUGGAUUUUUUUAAAUAAGAAAGUUCCUAGUUUGUAAUUUGCUUUUAUAUUUAUAAGACUGUUUCCUCCAGAUACAUUUCUUCCUUCUCUUAAAACCAUUUUGUUAUUUAACUAAAUGUCCACCCCUUGUCUGAAGUGCAAUGGUUACAAUAUUGUCUGUUAUAGAGUCAAUGGAACCCGACCAUUUUAUUUCCUGUGUUAUCUUUUAUGCUGUAUUGUAGUAUGAAUUUUGUUACAACAUGCAUGUUACCUGACUCCUCCUCACCAGGUUAUAUUGAGGAUAGUGUAUAUCAUUUGUUGCCUUGAAACCUCUUGAGGAUUGAGCAGUGUUCAACCUUUCAAUGCACAGAACUCGUUCCUAGAAUAUACAGUGAUGUCUGUAUGGGAAGAUACUGGUUAGAAAUAGAGAAUGCUUUGCAAUUCUACAACAAUUAAUUGACUUUGAAAAGUGACAGGUGUAAGUCAUCACUUAUGCUGCAAUACUGUUUUCUUCACUCUUGAAUGCAGUGGUAGGUUCCCUACCUUGGAGCCAGGAGACCCAAGUUCAAGUCUCACCUGUUCCAGCAUUGUGCAGUAACAUCUGUAAAUAAGUUGAUUAGAAAAUAGUAACUGUUUCCUUCAAAUGGCCCUAGUGGUGCAAUGGUAGUGUCCCUUCCUCUGAACCAAAAGUCUGGGUUCAAGUCCCACCUGAUCCAAAAGUAUGUACUAGCAUUUCUUUACAGGUUGUUUAGAAAAUAUAUUAUUUUCUUCAGGGGCUUUUGUGUGUAGUGGUAGUCUCCUGACCUCUGAACCUCACUAGUUCAAAUUCCAUCUGCUCCAGAGGUGUGUAAUAACAUCUCUGAACAGGUUGAUUAGCAAAUAUCUAUUUUCUUCAAGUAAUCAUGAUGCAUCUUCAUUUAUAUGAAAAUUAUCCUAUAUAUUUACUCCCACGACUUCAUCAGUUAAAAUGAAGUAAAUAAUGCAGUUAUAGUAUUGUUCAUGUGCUAUGCCAUAUUUUAUCAUAGUCCACUUGAGUUCUUAAAGCCGAGAGAGUAGGUUUCUACUUCCUUUUAAGGCUUUACCAAUGACACUGAGAGAUGCAUAUGCCUUGCACUUUUCUCCUGGGCUCAAAUGUCUCAGUGCAGCUGAUAUUGAGAAUUCAGUGAAGCAGCAACUUUCAUCUCUUUACAAUGCUACAACCUCACUGCAAGCAGUGAUUCAUCAUUUGUUGGAGCACUACACAGAGAGUCAGUACUAUUUACGUAAUAAAAUAAUUCUCAUAAAUUUGUAACAGGCUUUACAAAGAUAAGAGUUUCUUCUGCUUUUGUAAUCUGUCUCAAAUUCUUAGGAAAAUGAUGGCCACUACAACAAAGAAGGGGGAAGUGACUGAACAUAAUGUUCUGAGGAGAGAGUGACAAAUAGUUAGGUUGAAAAGCUGUCAUCAAAAUUAAUGGAAGGAGAUAAUACAGUGAAUAUACUGACUUCCUUGAAGGAAUUUUCUUUCUUUAAAUGAUCAGAAUUCAUUAUUUGUAUGGUUCCCAGAAAAUAUUCUAGGAUUUUAUUGCAGUGUUCUAAAUUACAAUACUUAAUAUUUAAUGCAUGUUUUGACAAUGGAUAAUUAAGUAGAGGCACAGAAAAAGCCAGGCUAAAUAUACUUAGAUAACUUCUAUAACAAUACAAAACGGUUAAACAUAAACUAAUUAUGUAUCAGAACACAGCUGGUUGACUACUUGAAUUCAGUAUUUUGACAAUUCUGUAUUUUUUUCAUUGGUGUUUAAUACUGUUAAAGAAAAUCAAAAUAUUAGGCUGGAGAUUGAUAUGUUAAUGAAUCCUUCAACCAAAUGGUGGCACUGUAGUACAAAUAGACUGUAAGGCACAAGUGAGUCUUUACAAUAUGACUGAAACAUUUCUGCUUUGAAACAUCUGUCACUUUGCAGACUAUUGAAUAUCAGGGUGCUGGGGGUGUCUGGAGGCAAAGUUUUUUUUCUUUUGCCAGAAAUGUUUUGAAAGCUGUUUUAUAAUUGGAAAAUGAGGAGGGCUUAGUGCAACGUAUUUGAGUUGACUGAUUCAAGUUAAAAUUGAUGAUUUUAAUGAAGCAAAGUUAACCUGAGUACAGAUUGAGAAUUCUUGGAUAAAAUUGUUGAUUGGAGAAAUCUCCCUCUGUUGGAGCACAGUCAUGUUACCCACUCACCCAGGGACAGCAUAAGGACAGUUUAACGUGUAAUUGGGACUUGAUCUAGAGGAUUCACAGUUCUCCUUUGCUGAGUCAUAGCCCAGGGUGCAAGUAACUGCUUUCAGAGGUCUAAUCUCAGUGCUUAUUUCUCACCUACUUUAUUCACCCUCUCACAAGAGUGGCACUGAAGUGGAAGAUGUCAGAUUCAAACCUUAUAAACUGCAAGUGAAAUGUGGAGCCUUCAAAUUGUGUCAAUGCAUGGGAACCUUUCAAAGAAAGCUCCUUAAUGGUACAGGAGUUCAAAAAACAUUGCAUAUUGUAGGAACAGUUCUGUUUUUCUGUAUUUUUUUAAUAUACUUAGUGAUUAUAUCUUAAACUGUUUUCUAUUGUUAGAUUCCAAUUUACUAUUAUAAUUGAGACAUGAAGAUAGUGAAGUACAUGUACCAUAACUGGCACUUGAGCAUUAGAAAAAAAGUUUGCACACAGUUGGGUUUUUUCUGAUAUUUGCCUUGCACAGUUAUUUGUUUUGCCAUCAUGACAGUUUAUAAACUCUUACUAUCUUUUGUAUAAUCUUUUGCUAUUUAUCAAACUAACAAGUUUAUAGGUAUUUUCUUAGUGCAUGAUAUCAUCAACUACGGUGCUAGUUCGGUGUAACCAGAGGCCAGUAUGGUUAUAACUUGCAGUGUCAAUUUACUUGAAAAUUGUUUCUUUUAAUAGAAAAGUAUACUAUUCCUCAUAAACUGGAGAUAAGUUUACAGUGAUGCAGUCACUGACUAGUGUUACUUGAACAAUCAUACACAUGCACCUGUAAGUUCCUUUUGCACUGAAUUGCCUUAACAGUGUGAUUUUCUUCUAGCACUUUAGAAGAGUAUAAAUAUGAUUCAAUGAUGUUAUCAGUUUUCUUAUUUUGUAUGCCAUCUGAGUUAUAUUCACUGUAAGUAAGGUACAAGACACCAGCACAUUUGCAUCUGGUAUAUCAGUCUUCGCGAUCUCAUUAAAAAAAAACCCAUAUCCAACUUUACAUAAUGCCCUACUAGUGCAUCUCCCUGAACUUGCUGAUCUGCAUUGAUUCCUGGUCACCUAAUGUCUCCAGUUUAACUACUUCCUCCUUUUAUUUAAAUCUCUCUAUGGCCAUUUCAUUCCAUAGCUUUGUAGCCUCCUAAAGUGCUGCUUCAGGCUCCUCUUCCCAUUGAGCCCUACAGUCUUACAAAUUUGACCUUUCAUGCAUUUUCCCUUCCUUAUCUUUCACUUCUGCACUAUGCCUGCUUCCAACGGUUUGGAAUUCCCAUUUUACAUCCCAUGUAACCUCUGUUAAUGCGUUCUGUUGACAAAACCUUGUUCUCCUGUUACGUCAUCACCAUUAGCAAGGCAUCAAUUAAUUUGAAGAUUAAGAAUCUUGGGAUAUUUUUGUGUUAAAGGCAUAUCUAAAUGUUUCUGCUGCAUGCCAUUUACAUGGUACAGAUUUUACCUACUAGUUGCCCAAGCCUGGUUAUUAUCCCAACUUGUUGCAGACUCGGAUGGGGUGCUUUAUUGUUGGAAGAGAUUGCCCAUUAAUAUAACCGCUAACGUUUGCAUUCCAGAAAGCUUCCCUGAUUAAUUUGAUGACCGAAUGUGGCAGUUUUCCCUCCCAUUACCAACCACCUUUAGUGCCUCCUAUUCUUAAACUAUCUUAAGGGUUUCCCUUUGAUUCCAUUAACUCAAGUUUGGCCAGGCUUCUUUGUGUUGUGCUUGGUUAAUUGCUGUCGUCUUGUUGAUUGCACCUACUUCUGCCUGUCCUCCAGGCUGCCUUUUCCCUGGGGUGAUGUGUAAUAUAAGGGCAUACAUCCAGAUUAUGCCUCUGACUUGAUUGACAGGACAUCAGAAUGGAUCAAGCUACCAUGUUGUUUAUCUAUUCCUAGUAUAUAAGAACAAGAUCACUGUUACCUGAAUUAAUUUGAUUCAUGUUAAUUUAGCUGUAAUAUGACUGAAUUUCUACAGAAUAUCCUCUGCAAUAAAUAUAGUUAAGUAUUGACUUAUGUACAAUAUGUUCUUUAAGAAUAUGGAGGUUGUAAAUCUCACUGAUCCUUGGCAAUUUAAUUUUAAUCUUAAAAUAAUUAGUUAAAUCCUUGCAACCAAAUCACUGACUUUGUAGUGCAUAAAAUUUGAAAGUUACAAUUGUAUGUUGCACCUUUUUGACACUUGGACCUGGCUGAUAUUGAAAGUUGCAGCUAAGUGAGGCUCAAGAAUCUGAUUUUGAAGUUAAACCAAGUUUUGACUUUUUUUUAAAUGUUCAGAAACAUUAAAUAUUUACAUUUUCUUCACUCUA